GAUGAGGGCUGGUGUCCAGUGGGUGUGCUGGAGUCUACUCUUGAUGUUGGUCAUGGGGUGCUGUGGCCACUUCCAGGAUAUCCAUAAACGGAUGACAGAGGAAGAGCUGGACCACCUGUUCGGGUGCCGACCGGAAGAGGAAGUACCAGACUAUGAGAUAGUCCCCUUGCCAUCGAACAACCCCCGCUUACAGCACUUCAACUUCACAGUGUUCGGCAAGCCAAUAAGCCUAGAUUUGAAGCCUAAUGAGCUAUUGGUAUCUCGACUUCAAGUGAUUGUGACUGAUGAGGGGAGUUCCAUGCAACUUGGUACACCUGUUACCAACUGUCACUACAUCUCCAGUGCUGACAACAUUGCUGCUGCCUUCAGCUCCUGCAACCCGCAUGGAUUGAAUGGAUGGAUAUUCCUGGAGGAUGAUACUCUAGAAGUGCGCCCACUCACACCUAGAUUACACUCACUUCUUAAUCAUCGUCCUGAGAGUCCUCUAAUACCUUAUCUGGUCAAGCGAACACCUCUCAUCAACAUGCACUUCUCUGAUGAACUGUAUUUACCUGAGGAUGUUGUAAUGGAAGAAACUGAGGACGAUUCAAUGGACAAUGGAAAUGUAUCAGGAUUUAUGCUUGACCGUUCUACAAGAUCUGGUAAGAAGCCCGUCGUGGAGGUGGCGCUCUUUUUUGACGAAGCAGGCUACAAGAUAUUUUCUCCCUACUUGCAGAACGACGAAAAACAAUUAAGGGACAUGCUGCUAGCAUAUCUUAAUGGGGUGCAAGCUCUAUACCACCAUCCCAGUGUUGGUCAACCUGUGGACAUAGCUCUGGUGCGUCUGGAGAUAUUCAAGAGCCAGCCCCAAGACCUACCUCACUACGGUGGGGAGAGGAGUGGAUUGCUGGACUCCUUCUGUGCCUAUAAUGCCAAGCACAAUCCGCCAGGCGAUCAGAAUCCGGAACACUGGGACAUGGGUCUGUAUGUUUCUGGUCUUGAUUUCUACGCAAUCGAAGGAGGUCGGAGAAGUGAUGUCACAAUGGGGUUAGCCACAGUGGGAGGAGUUUGCAUGGACAAGUACUCCUGUGUCAUUGCAGAACUAGGUACCACCAACAGCCUGGGCAAACCUUACCCUUCUGCAGGGUUCACCUCAGUCUACAUUCUUGCUCACGAGAUGGGCCACAACCUUGGUAUGCACCAUGAUAGCUCGUCCAACAUGUGUCCGAGCGAGGGUUACAUCAUGUCACCAUCUCGAGGUACCAACGGAGAGGAAACUCUCUGGUCAUCUUGCAGUGCUCAGGUCAUGCAAAAACUUAGUGAGAAGAAAUGUCUGGAAGACAGUCCAGGAACAGUAACAGCUGAGAGAAAUCAUGGAAAGAUGCACGACCACCCAGGCCAGCUGUGGGGAGCCAAGCGUCAAUGUGAGGUGCUGCUGAGGGAUAAGGAUGCAGAACUGCAGGACUCUUCCAGAACAGAGACAAUGUGCCAGAAUUUGCAGUGCAAGACGCCCCACAGAGCUGGAUUUUACUUUGCGGGCCCUGCCUUGGAGGGAACUGCAUGCGCUCCUGGUAAGUGGUGUCAAGGUGGCCAAUGUGUGGUAAUGGAGAAACCUAAAUCAGAGAAGAUUGUGAAAGGUGGCUGGAGCAAGUGGUCUAUAGAGGAAUGUGCAUCUGGCUGUAUUGCAAAGUCCAAAGGCUACCAGACAAAACACAGAAGAUGCGACAAUCCUGUCCCUGUUAACACAGAAGAGGGCUGUGAGGGCCCCAGCUUUGAUGUUGUGCUCUGCAAGGAUGAAAAGUUAUGCAAGAAAAAGAAGAGGAUCAAUCCUGCUGAUUAUGCUAGAAAGAAAUGUACAGAAUUCAGCAAAACAUUGCCAAUUUUGGAUCCUAAAGGUUCGGGCUUGCAGGCUCCCCAUGAAGAAGGGAGGUUAUGGGUGGCCUGCUCUAUAUUCUGUCGUCGGAAGGACAAUGGUUCUUAUUACUCACCGAGACUUGACCUCAAUGACCUUGGUGAUGACCCUUACUUCCCGGAUGGUACCUGGUGUCACCACAAUGGCAAACACAACUACUACUGCAUGAACCACCACUGCCGCCCAGAGAAUUUCCGAGGAGCCAAGAGUUUGAUGGAUGUGACAGAUGACCUACCAGUGGCCCAGAAUGCGUCCCCACACCCACUCCCCCUGCCUGACUUGUUGCUACGAUACCUCAGUCUGAAUUCUGAGGGCAAACCUCUCCUGACUACCAUCAGUCCAGAGGUCACUCACUCUGGGAGUUUGGAUGACGGAUGGGCUAAUAAGGAUUAUCUGGAUCUGCCUCAACCCAUGUAGUUCACACAGUCAUAACAAGAGAGUUAUGUAAUGGAGUUUUGUACAUUUUAUAGAAAAUACACCCAAUUAAAGGAA
Homalodisca vitripennis (glassy-winged sharpshooter) is the source of this 2383-nucleotide messenger RNA. Its product is annotated as A disintegrin and metalloproteinase with thrombospondin motifs adt-1-like. Gene Ontology annotation, molecular function: metalloendopeptidase activity. The record is from RefSeq and is a predicted model, not a curated record. Gene Ontology annotation, biological process: extracellular matrix organization; proteolysis. Lineage: Eukaryota; Metazoa; Arthropoda; Insecta; Hemiptera; Cicadellidae. Gene Ontology annotation, cellular component: extracellular matrix.